GUUCCUCAGAUCAAACCAGUCUGCUUAUUAACGAGUUAAGACUAACUUGCUGUAGGAAAAUACCUCUGACUAAUAACUCAUUGGAAACAUUGGAUUAUAGUAAACAUCAUAAGGCAAAACAUCAUUAACAGGUGCUGAAUUCUCCUGACUGACUGCAGGCUGAAGAAGCUGUAUUUAUGGCUCAAUAUGACCAACUCGAGGAUAAAGAUUCUCUGGAUAUUCAUGAUAACCCUCCUGCUCCAGACAAUGUUGUAAAGGAGGACGACAACACUGUUUAUUUUGUGUAUGAUGAAGAGGUUGAGGAAGAAGAGGCCCCUCCUCCUCCAACCCCUGAGCCUGUAAUUCAGAUCAAUGACAGGCCACACAAAUUUAAGGACCACUACUGCAAGAAACCCAAGUUUUGUGAUGUCUGUGCACGAAUGAUUGUCCUCAAUAAUAAAUUUGCCUUGCGCUGUAAAAACUGCAAGACCAACAUUCACCACUCGUGCCAAUCAUAUGUGCAGUUCCAGAGAUGCUUUGGGAAAAUACCUCCUGGAUUUAGACGGGCAUACAGCUCUCCUCUCUACGAUCAAGAGAUCAAUAACCCUGGUCAGCAGAACCGCAGUGACCCGGUGUUUGAAACACUGAGAGUGGGUGUGAUCAUGGCCAAUAAAGAGAGGAAGAAAGGCUCUGAGGACAAAAAGAACUUGUUGAUGAUGAUGAUGGAGGAGGAGGAAGCUCAACAACCGAAGGAGGUUGAAGAGGCUGGUGAAGGAAAGCAAGAUGGAGACAAGAAAGACAAAACUGCAGCAGAUGACAAGAACAAGAAGCAGCAGCAGACAUUCAGUCAGUCUCACUAUUAUAUGGCUUUGUAUCGCUUUAAAGCCAUCGAGAAAGAUGACCUGGACUUCCAUCCAGGAGAUCGCAUCACAGUGCUGGAUGACUCCAAUGAGGAGUGGUGGAGGGGUAAGAUUGGGGAGAAGACAGGAUACUUGCCCAUGAAUUACAUCAUCAGGGUGCGAGCCGGUGAGAGGGUGUAUAAAGUGACACGCUCCUUUGUUGGAAACAGAGAGAUGGGCCAGAUUACCCUGAAGAAAGAUCAGAUUGUGGUGAAGAAAGGAGAGGAGGUGAAUGGAUAUCUGAAGGUCAGCACUGGCCGCAAACUGGGCUUCUUCCCUGCUGACCUGCUACACGAGCUCUGAACGAAGAUUUAAUCCUGAAGAAAACAAUUCAAGCAGAAUAAUGGACGGAGAAAGAGGAACAAAUAGACAAGCCAUGACAAGAAAGACAACAUUAUCUGACCUCACUGUCAUUUUGACAGAAAUAUGAACGUAUGUGCGUGUACACAGGGUCUAAAUGUAAUACUUACCAAGCACUAUAUAUGAAUACAAAAGAAAAGUCAAAAUAGUUGCUCAAUCGUUGAGGAACAUAAUACAUUAAUUUACACUGCAAGAAUGAUGUUCAUUGGUUUUUUUUUUUUUUUUGUCUAGGACUAAUUGUGGCAAUACUUACUUUACAUUGAUCACAGUAAGCAAGCAGAAACAGAUCGUGGAGUCUGGCUAAUCUCAGAUGUCAGUGGUUUUCAACCCUGUUCCUGGAGCUCAACAGCAAAAAUUUUACAUUUCUAUUUAAAACAGAGUUGAAAACCACUGUCAUAGGUUAUGUGAUUAAAUGACACAACAAAAUGAUCUGCUUCUGCUGCUCCUUCUGAUGAAUAUUUUUGACAGUUUUAGUAAUUUCUUUGAGGGCAAAUCUCAAUGCUACACCAUACAAUGACCUUCACGAGAAUUGUAAGCUUGUCUGAACAGCUUGGAUUAGCAUUAGUUCCUCUAAACAAAGUGAGUCAAUCAUGAAAUGCUUUAUUGAGAUGUGAAAGAACUUGAGUGCUGAGCCCUGCUGAACACCUUUGAUGAGGUGUUAAAUGACCCUCCUAAAGCAGCAAAUAUUGAAGUACACAUGUCUGGAAGAAAUUGGCAUAAUGGGUGAAACUGCUUAUAACACAUUUAAGGUCCCCUAAAGGCCAAAUGGGAUCAUUGAUUCAAAUUCUGUAAAUAUCCUUGGCACAAGCUAAAUGGCUGAAUUUGUCAAAUAAUAGGCAUGUCCUUGUUCAGUUUGUGAACCAGUGUUUUAGGAGUGUGUGUGUACAGUGCAGUGUCUAUUCAUUAGCCUUCCCAUUCAUCUCAGUGACAGGUGCUCUACUGGACACAAUCAUAGAUGCCAUGUGUUUAUCAAUUUACAAAAGAACAUAAAAACAAAUCUAUUCUAGCUCUCAGACAAUAAAUAAAUAGAAAUUACAGUUGUGUAUUAUAGUAGAUCUAGAAAUGAUAUUCCUUGCAAGUGGUAAAAAUGAUUAAAAAAAGAUACAACCUGAUUAGCCAUUUAGUUAUCAUAUGAGUGCGCAUAAAAUAUGCACCAAAAUGUAGUAUGAAAGGAAAUAUUAAGUUUUAAUUUCUCUUAAUGACAAUGUAUAUUUCCUGUCAAUAAAAACCUAAAAUACAA
Molecule: messenger RNA, 2478 nt
Organism: Carassius gibelio (silver crucian carp)
Lineage: Eukaryota; Metazoa; Chordata; Actinopteri; Cypriniformes; Cyprinidae
Gene: stac3
Product: SH3 and cysteine rich domain 3
Exons: 13
Coding region: 177-1181 (334 amino acids)
Biological process (GO): skeletal muscle contraction; positive regulation of protein localization to plasma membrane; positive regulation of voltage-gated calcium channel activity
Cellular component (GO): extrinsic component of cytoplasmic side of plasma membrane
Molecular function (GO): protein binding
Source: RefSeq, a predicted model, not a curated record